Chinchilla lanigera (long-tailed chinchilla) is the source of this 1945-nucleotide messenger RNA. RefSeq names its product histone deacetylase 3 (gene Hdac3). Gene Ontology annotation, molecular function: histone deacetylase activity. Lineage: Eukaryota; Metazoa; Chordata; Mammalia; Rodentia; Chinchillidae. The transcript has 15 exons. Bases 89 to 1375 code for a protein of 428 amino acids. The record is from RefSeq and is a predicted model, not a curated record.
GUGCUUGCGCAGCACGCACGAUUGGGGGUGGGGCAGGGGCUGUCGGCCGGCGGGCAGUGGAGGCGUGGGGCCUGGGCCUGCUGGCACCAUGGCCAAGACUGUGGCCUAUUUCUACGACCCCGACGUGGGCAACUUCCACUACGGAGCUGGACACCCUAUGAAACCCCAUCGCUUGGCGCUGACCCAUAGUCUCGUCCUACACUAUGGUCUCUAUAAGAAGAUGAUCGUCUUCAAGCCAUAUCAGGCCUCCCAGCAUGACAUGUGCCGCUUCCACUCCGAGGACUACAUUGACUUCCUGCAGAGAGUCAGUCCCACCAAUAUGCAAGGCUUCACCAAGAGCCUUAAUGCCUUCAACGUGGGCGAUGACUGCCCCGUGUUUCCCGGUCUCUUUGAGUUCUGCUCCCGUUACACAGGUGCAUCUCUACAAGGAGCAACCCAGCUAAACAACAAGAUCUGUGAUAUUGCCAUUAACUGGGCUGGUGGCCUGCACCAUGCCAAGAAGUUUGAGGCCUCUGGCUUCUGCUAUGUCAAUGACAUUGUGAUUGGUAUCCUGGAGCUUCUCAAGUACCAUCCUCGGGUGCUCUACAUUGAUAUCGACAUCCACCAUGGUGAUGGGGUUCAGGAAGCCUUCUACCUCACUGACCGGGUCAUGACGGUGUCCUUCCACAAAUACGGAAAUUACUUCUUUCCUGGCACAGGUGACAUGUACGAAGUUGGAGCAGAGAGUGGCCGAUACUACUGUCUCAAUGUCCCCUUGCGGGAUGGCAUUGAUGAUCAGAGUUACAAGCAUCUUUUCCAACCAGUCAUCAACCAGGUGGUGGACUUCUACCAACCCACAUGCAUUGUUCUUCAGUGUGGAGCUGACUCUCUGGGGUGUGAUCGAUUGGGCUGUUUCAACCUCAGCAUCCGAGGACAUGGGGAAUGCGUUGAAUAUGUCAAGAGCUUUAAUAUCCCUCUGCUGGUGCUUGGUGGUGGUGGCUAUACUGUUCGAAAUGUCGCCCGCUGCUGGACGUAUGAGACAUCCUUGCUGGUGGAAGAGGCCAUUAGUGAGGAGCUUCCCUAUAGCGAAUACUUCGAGUAUUUUGCCCCGGACUUCACGCUCCAUCCAGACGUCAGCACCCGCAUCGAGAAUCAGAACUCACGCCAGUAUCUGGACCAGAUCCGCCAGACAAUCUUUGAAAACCUGAAGAUGCUGAACCAUGCACCUAGCGUCCAGAUUCACGAUGUGCCUGCAGACCUCCUGACCUAUGACAGGACUGAUGAGGCUGAUGCAGAGGAGAGGGGUCCUGAGGAGAACUACAGCAGGCCAGAGGCACCCAAUGAAUUCUACGACGGAGACCAUGACAAUGACAAGGAAAGCGACGUGGAGAUUUAAGAGCAGCUUGGGAUGCUAUGUCCCAAGGGAUUCCUUUUCACCUGUUGGAUGGGUGGAAGAGAAAAGGUGUGGCUCUCCCAGUCCUAGGCUGGUCACCCUUCAGGACUUUUACUAACUCUGGGGAAGGAUUUGGAGACCACACAUGGUUCUAGGACCACCUACCCCUUUUUCCUCCUCUCCCACCCCCUGAUGAUUAUGCCUAUUAGGGAUGAGAUGGGGAAAAGGAUAGUUAGUGGGCAGUGGGCUCUAGAGGCCAGUCCCUGGCCCUUAUGGCCCCAUUCCUUCCCUGCUUCCCUCCAAUCCAGAGACUUAGAGACGAAGGGGUAGACAGGACUGAGGUUGACUGAUAUCCUCCUCUCCUGGGUUCUCCUACUGCAGGUCUUGCUUCUAGGGCCUGUGAAGAGUGAGGGCUUGUGGAAGCUCUAGCUCCCUAACACCUUAACCCUAGCUGAUGGGACAUGCAGUUUUGAGUAGGGGAAGGAUGUGAAGAUGUCCUGUUCUAACUUUUGGCUUUAUGUCCAUUUACCACUGUUUUUAUCCAAUAAACCAAGUUGGUAUUUUUUGUACCUU